UCUCAUUUCGCAUUGUAUUUAAUGGCUCCUUAUACUAACACCUCCUUAUACCCUAUGCGAGUGACAUACGCCCAGUGUUCCAAAAGGACGACAGACUGGACUGUGCUAACUUCCGAGCCAUCACAGUCCUGAAUGCUGCCUACAAGAUCCUGUCCCGAAUACUCUUCUGCAGACUUGUGCCCCUCACAAGUCCCUACAGAUUUUGUCGGCAGCUACCAAGCUGGAUUUGUUAGAUGCAAAUAGAUCAUCGGCCAAAUUUUUACUCUACGGAAGAUCCUCCAGAAGAGUCGAGAGCACCAGAUCCCUACGCACCACCUGUUCAUUGACUUUAAGACGGCCUACGAUACCAUAGAUAGGAUCAAACUAUGGAACACCAUGCAGUAGUACGGAUUCUCAGGGGAGCUGGUACUGCUGCUGAAGGCCCCUAUGGACGCGCGCGGGCUUCGACGUCCGGGGCAUGAUUUUUAUCCAUUCUAUGCAAAUUCUUGGUUUUGCGGAUGAUAUCGACAUCAUCGGACGGACAUCGGCGGCCGUGUGGGACGCGUACACCCGACUGAAACGCGAGGCGAUAGAAUUGGAUGGAGGAUCAACGCGACGAAGACAAAGUACCUGCUUGUCGGAGGCUUUGACCGUGAUAGAGCACGAACUAUCAGUUGACUGCGACGAUCUUUAGGUAGUAGGGGAGUUCUGGUACGAUCGUAACUUCGGACAGCAACAUGAACGGAUUCUUAGUUUUCCGUUAGAGUUCAUAUCGUGGUCAAAGUCUUCGGCGAACAGGUACUUUCCUCUGACGCAUUAAUCUAUAGCCGAAUCCUUAAGGACGAACGCGUCAGUUGGGUAUAGAUGACUGGCAUGCAUGUAUGUUCUACUGCCUAACACUUUGAUAGGAUUUAAGCUUCAAAUAAACCCCAAAAAAGUAUUCGCUACAGGUUUUUAAAGGUCAUAUUUUUUCUCAAAGUGGGAAUUAUUAGCCAAACAUUAGACGAAUCAAUUUUUAAUCUACCAUAGAAUAGAACCACCGAAUCGAAAUCGCUCAGGGUCAUGUUUAUUAUUAUACUUCCCACAGGUUCUUUCCAAGGUACUAGCGUAGUACUGAAUGAACUUUACACACGAAUCUGCACACAAGGAAUCUCGGCAAUGUUUUGUUCUCAGACGAUAUCAACAAAACAAAAAAAAAUCAAUCGGUCACAGUAUGUGUUUCAAGAUUUUGAUAACACCUACUCCCAAACACCAUGGGCAUAAGAAUGGAAUUCUGAUUUCCUUUCGACACGAAAUCAGUGGCACAGUGAUCACCAUGGAAGAAGGACGCUCCGAUAGUGUGUACUCUAGCGGCGAAGAGGAUCUGUUCGCCAAGCAGAGUCUGGCGAGGUUGCGAAAUUCAGCCCGCUGGCGUGAACAGGCUCAGUACAUUAGCUUCGAGCCAGCACUGUUGAUCUUCUGCUUUGCCAUGAGUAUAUCAGGUGUCAUGAUUUUUUUUUCUUUUGGGAUCUUGUGGAAUACCGUGAUGUGUAAUUGUGUCCUGUACUUGGCAGAGGUCGUGCUGGCGAAUCAUAUCAUCCUGCAAACUUGCAUCGUGGAGGGGUUCAAUAAGAGCGACUGUCAACUGCUUAAUGUGGAUUCGAAUUCUUCCCAGCGGGCAAUGAUCGAAACGAGGGUGCAACCUAUAGCCGCCAAUGUGACGAUGGUGAUAGUGAUUAUUAAAUCCGUUCUGCCUGCACUGAGUGCCCUGCUGCUCGGUGCAUGGUCUGAUCGAUAUGGUCGAAAGCCUACGAUGCUGAUCGCGAGUGCCGGUGUGUUGUGUUCCUUUCUGCUGCUUACGAUGCUAACCUUCCUAUCGAUGCGGGUCACUGUGACCCCGUGGUAUUACACCGCGGCUUAUCUUCCGUUCUCGCUGCUGGGCGGUAUGACCGUGAUUACAGCCGCCGCCUUCAGCUACCUUUCCGAUGUUACGAACGAACAGACGCGCACUAUGCGCAUGGGCUUCAUGGAGGCAUCCAUGAUGGCCGGUGCACUGUUGGGAUUCCUUUCCAGCAGCUACAUCCUGGAAUGGUUCAACGUGGCUGCUACCUUUUUGAUUGCUACCGUACUGAUCGUACUAGCGAUCGUAUACAUUAUAGUCUGCACUGAGGAUAGUAUCAUAUUAAGCAAUGAUAUCGGCAUCAGGGAGAAAUUACGCGAUCUUUUGUCGUGCGACCGGGUACGGGAACUUUCGGGCAUAUUUUUUAUGCGCCGUUCGGGGUAUGUGAGGGAAAUUUUGUGGGCCAUUGUACUGUUGACCGGUCUUACGGAGCUUGCUGGUGGGAGUGGGGGUGUGUUUUAUAUGUUCACUAGAAGAAAAUUUGGAUGGGAUUUGAAACAAUUUAGCUACUUUCAGUUCACGGAUGUGCUGAUAAUAAUUAUGGGUAACGUUAUUGGAAUUCCGAUACUGAAGCAGCUUCUACACUGUUCGGAUACUACUGUCGCCAUAGUGUCGAUCAUCAGUUACAUUAUCGAUUCGCUGAUCAUGGGAUUUGCAAGUAGCGGAUGGAUGCUGUAUCUUGCUAUAUCGAUUACCGUCCUGAAGGGAACCGAUGGAGCCGCACUUAUGACGAUCUGUUCUACAAUACUUCCCACUGGGGAUAUGGCCAAGUUCUUCACUAUGGCCCUAUCGUUGACUGCCGUCGUGCCGCUGAUAUCGGCCCCAUUGUUUACGUUCGUGUACAACAGCACCAUACAAUCUGCUCCGGAAAUAUUCAACUUUGUUGCUGCCGGGUUCUUUGGCGCCGGAUUGUUGCUAAUGCUUAUUAUAACGAAUCUCAUUCGACGAUUUUAUCAGCCAGAACUGCUGUUGUAGAUAAAACAUGCAAAACAAAAAAUACGAUGAAAAUGAAUAAGCUGUGAAAUUGGUUUUGGAAUAAUGUUUUAAAUUUAAAAAGUUUGGAUAACAAAAAUUAUUAUUUUUUUUUG
Anopheles funestus (African malaria mosquito) is the source of this 2946-nucleotide messenger RNA. Its product is annotated as tetracycline resistance protein, class D-like. Bases 1097 to 2833 code for a protein of 578 amino acids. Gene Ontology annotation, molecular function: transmembrane transporter activity. Gene Ontology annotation, cellular component: membrane. The record is from RefSeq and is a predicted model, not a curated record. The transcript has 4 exons. Lineage: Eukaryota; Metazoa; Arthropoda; Insecta; Diptera; Culicidae. Gene Ontology annotation, biological process: transmembrane transport.